Colletotrichum truncatum is the source of this 828-nucleotide messenger RNA. Its product is annotated as PX domain-containing protein YPT35. Gene Ontology annotation, molecular function: phosphatidylinositol-3-phosphate binding. Lineage: Eukaryota; Fungi; Ascomycota; Sordariomycetes; Glomerellales; Glomerellaceae. The record is from RefSeq and is a predicted model, not a curated record. Gene Ontology annotation, cellular component: endosome.
AUGGGCCGUUCACACACAGACCGCACUUGCACCAACACUGAAUCGCAACCUCCCCCGGGAAUCGCAUCGCAAUCGAGAAACCACGGCCCCGUCCAUGAGGUAGCGGCCUCCGCACAUGGAUCCAUGGACUCGGUGAUAGGAUCCCAGUUCCGCACAAAUGGCACCCAUGGCGGCCUGAACGGCGCCCAUACGAAACCUUCUACCAAGGUCACUACAACCAACGGAAACAUCGCGGACCUGCUGUCGCGACAGAACAACGAUGAGAUACGCGGAGGGCUGUUCGCAGACGAAGACGAUGAGACGGAGUCGCACGACCCGGGGUCAUCGCUGACGAGCCCUUCAUCCGUCACUUCGCCCCCGUACUGGAUGAAUCACCACUCGCGAUCUGUAUCCAACAUGUCCGCCGAGUCCGUGCUGCCCGCGGGCGCAAUCACGAUGCACGACAACGAAGCCAGCGAUCGAAACGACCGGAACCGCGCCUGCUGGGCGAAGAGUGUCGAGAUUACCGACUACGCGAUAGUCAACGGUAGCGCAACAAAUAUCGGGGCUUUUGUUGUUUGGAACAUCAGGGUUGAGACGCUGCAAGGAAGCUACAUGAACAUUCGCAAGCGAUACUCCGAGUUCGACGACCUCCGCGAAAAGCUCGUCAAGUCGUUCCCCAACUUUGAAGCGGCAGUGCCACCUCUGCCGCCCAAGAGUGUGAUAUCAAAAUUCCGGCCCAGGUUUCUCGACAAGAGGAGAGCUGGGCUCCAAUAUUUUCUCAAUUGUAUAAUGUUAAAUCCCGAGUUUUCUGGGUCACCAAUACUCAAGGACUUUCUAUUCGCAUAA